Molecule: messenger RNA, 2134 nt
Organism: Mangifera indica (mango)
Lineage: Eukaryota; Viridiplantae; Streptophyta; Magnoliopsida; Sapindales; Anacardiaceae
Product: protein POLLEN DEFECTIVE IN GUIDANCE 1-like
Exons: 11
Coding region: 49-1824 (591 amino acids)
Biological process (GO): maintenance of protein localization in endoplasmic reticulum
Cellular component (GO): endoplasmic reticulum membrane
Source: RefSeq, a predicted model, not a curated record
CCUCUUUCUUCUUUCUUCUCUGCUCCAAAAUUAAAAAAAAAAAAAAAAAUGGGGUUGAGAUCUUCAGAGAGAAAACUCUCAUUCGAUAUCCUUAGCUUUGAUAAUAAUAAAGAAGAUGAUUCGCUUUCCCUCUUUCGCUCUAUCUCCGAUUCUUCUCACAACCGGACGAAAUCUGAUGCCGAUAUCCCACCUACUCCGAAAAGUCGGAAGAAGAAAAGGCAAAAGAAGAAGAAACCGACAUCUCCCAGUUUCGAUGCGAUCCCGGAGGAUGUGGUAUUGGAUUCGGAUGAGAGAAUUGGGAGUGGGAUUCGUUUUGAAAGCAGAAGCGAUGUGAAUUGCCAGAGUAGUAGUUACGGCGGGAGUGUGUGUACAGUGGUGGCGGCGAGUGGUGAGAGUGGGACUAGUUUGAGGCAGAGGAAUGUGAAUGGGACUGAUGACUUAGCGGCGGAGGAGAGUCCGUCGGAGAAGCAAGAGCGGCGAAGUGAGACGAUGCCUAAUGGAAGUAGUGGUGGUGGUGGUGGUGUUCUCACGAAGUUGGAGACGGCGGAGUCGUUGGAUUGGAAGCGACUCAUGGCGGAAGAUCCUCACGGUACUUAUCCAAUAGAGCAGUCACCUUGGAAAUACUUUAUGGAAGCAAUGUAUAGUGGAAAUUCAUUGCAGAGCACAACAACAAUUGGUGAUGAGAAAGAACGACAGAGAGUAUAUGAUACCAUUUUCCGCUUGCCAUGGAGAUGUGAGCUGAUUAUAGAUGUUGGCUUUUUUGUCUGCUUGGAUUCAUUUCUGUCAUUGUUAACCAUCAUGCCAACAAGGAUUCUGAUGACUCUUUACAGGCUUCUAAUUAAAAGGCAGUUUAAUAGUCCUUCUACUGCUGUACUGUGUGAUUUUUCUUGCUUCAUUGUGCUGGCUUGUGGAGUCACCCUUUUGGAGCGAACAGAUAUCAGUUUAAUUUAUCACAUGAUUCGGGGCCAAGGAACAGUCAAACUCUAUGUCGUGUAUAAUGUCUUGGAGAUAUUUGAUAGACUAUGCCAAAAUUUUGGUGGAGAUGUAUUGGAGACACUAUUUUACUCUGCAGAAACACUAGCGAAUUGUUCAGAAGAAAACAGGAGCUCCUGUACUUGGAAAUUCUUUUAUGACCUAGCAUUAGCUACAGCUUCUUCAAUCUUUCAUUCUUUUAUUUUAUUAGCUCAGGCAAUUACUUUAUCGACUUGUAUUGUUGCUCACAAUAAUGCUUUACUGGCUUUACUGGUAUCCAAUAAUUUUUCUGAGAUAAAAGGCAGUGUGUUCAAACGCUUUAGCAAGGAAAACAUUCAAAUACUUGUGUAUGCUGAUUCAAUUGAGAGAUUUCACAUUUCAGCAUUUCUCUUGUUUGUUUUGGCUCAAAAUAUUCUGGAGGCUGAGGGUCCUUGGUUUAAUAGUUUUAUUUUUAACGCUCUUAUGGUUUUCUUAUGUGAGAUGUUAAUAGAUGUUAUAAAGCAUUCAUUUCUUGCUAAAUUCAAUGGCAUAAAGCCCAUUGCUUACUCUGAGUACCUAGAAGACCUCUGCAAACAGACUUUGAAUAUAAAAACUGAGAACGAGAAAAAAAUGCUGACUUUUGUUCCUUUGGCACCAGCUUGUGUGGUCAUCCGAGUAUUAACUCCUGUUUUCGCUGCACACCUGCCUUGCAAUCCUCUUCCAUGGAGACUCUUCUGGAUUUUUCUCUUAUCUGCCAUAACUUAUGUCAUGCUCACAAGUCUUAAGGUGAUGAUUGGCAUGGGUCUACAGAAACAUGCUACAUGGUACGUUGAAAGGUGCCGUAAGAGAAAACACCAUCUUCAUUCUGAUUAAUUUGAAAAGAUUUUGCUACAAAUACAUAAAUCUGCUUGUUUCAGUGCCACAAUCUUCCUUCUGCCAAAACCGUUUAUGAUUUAUAGGAGAACCAUCCCGGUAUACAUGUUAGACAUUGAUCGGCGGUUCUUAUAGAGCUAGAGCAGCCCUUUGUACAGUUUGAGAUAAUUAUUUGACAUGGCAUUUGCUUCCAAUUUUGAUAUGAUAUAGAUGAAUAUUUGAUUACGGGAAUCAUAACUGUAUACAAAAUUUACAGGAAAUUUUUUUUGUUUGGAUCGAACAAUCUGAGUUAUGGGAAGGAAAUUAGCUA